AUGUCACCAAUCGAAAUGCCAAAACUACCGUUGCCAUCGUUCUCUGGUAAAUAUAUCGAAUGGCCGGCGUUUCAUGAUGCAUUUGUCCGACUGAUCCACACCAACACCGACUUAAGUGCUAUUCAAAAAUUUCACUUUUUAAAGAAGGCACUGCCAGCAGAAAACGAUGUAGAUGUUCAGCAAAUGGCCUUAACUGAGACCAACUAUGGAACUGCCUGCGAUUUAAUUGUAAAUCGUUAUAAUAAUCCUCGUCUACAAUUCAUGCACCACAUGAACAAGCUCUUCACACAAUCUGCAGUUACUAAAGAGUGCUCAGACGACAUCAAGUCUUUACUCAAUGUAGCAAAAGUCUGUAUAAAUGAGUUCAGUCGUUUGAAAAUACCUAUUUCACAGGGCAAUCAGUGGAUUGCGUACCUUUUGUCAACAAAGUUGCCAAAGGAUACCCAUCAAGCUUGGGAAUAUCACCUCGGCAGUGACGUUAACAUCCCCACCUUUGAAAUGUUAGAAGCAUUUUUAAAUAAGCGUCUGGUGACCAUCAAUGUGAUUGAAAAUAGAAACAUUUCGUGUGGUAAUAACUCACUGCCAAAGACCAGCAAUGUGGCUGAUAAUACUUCGUCAACUAAACGCCAAAGUCGACCUCCAAAGACUUUAUACAGACAUAAUAGUAAUAGUUUUCACGCCACUAGUCAACCGAAAAACGUCAAUUCAUGCUUUCUGUGUGGCGAAGCACACAUUCUGCGGCGCUGUACCAAAUUCCUUCCCAAAUAUUGCUUUGAGAGAAAGUCUAUCGCGGACAAAGCAAAACUUUGUUUAAAUUGCCUGAGCAGGGCUCAUUCAGUUUCCCGUUGCACCAGCACGAAGAACUGUCUACAGUGUAGCCAAAGAAACCACACUCUUCUACAUUUUCCAAUGUCAAAGCCCCCACAGCAAAAUGAAUCCACUCGAUCACACGAGGGUGGCAAUUCUCAAAUAGCUUUAAACCCAUCAGCUCAAACCUUUCAAGUUGAAAGCACUCAGAGUCAGACCACGACUCAUCAAAACCCCACGUCAUCCAGGUUAACGCACACUGCUCAGCUUCUUACAGAACCGUCACAGAAGCAGACUCGUAAGGUGCUUUUAGCCACCGCUCUCGUCACGAUCAAGAACGACGGCACGGGUCGGUCCAUGGUAGUACGUGCUCUAUUAGAUCAAGGCUCUGAAUGCACACUUAUUUCAGAGCAUGCCGUUCAAACACUCUGUUUGACACGCAACCGUGCUUCGGCAGAUAUAUCUGGGGUGGGCAGCAACGUCGCGCAUCGUUGUAAGCACACUGUGAAUUUCACAAUGCACUCAUAUGUGAACCCUAACUACCAUGUCGCGGUCGAUACCGCCUUUGUUUUAAAGGCGCUCACCAAUAAAUUGCCAAGUCAAACAAUUGAGCCAAACCAAUGGGCUCAUAUUCGAGGACUGCAGUUAGCAGAUCCUACGUACUACCAGCCACGUCGUAUAGACUUACUUCUGGGUGCCGACAUGUUCGCUAACCUUUUAUUGCAGAAACACGUAUUGGAGGACUUUAUGAACCAAUAG
Messenger RNA from Rhagoletis pomonella (apple maggot), 1566 nucleotides. RefSeq lists its product as uncharacterized. The record is from RefSeq and is a predicted model, not a curated record. The transcript has a single exon. Lineage: Eukaryota; Metazoa; Arthropoda; Insecta; Diptera; Tephritidae. Bases 1 to 1566 code for a protein of 521 amino acids.